This is a messenger RNA of Aureobasidium vineae, 1038 nucleotides long. Lineage: Eukaryota; Fungi; Ascomycota; Dothideomycetes; Dothideales; Saccotheciaceae. The record is from the annotation of a GenBank genome assembly.
AUGGUCAACAUCUUCAUUACUGGAGCCACUGGCUACAUUGGCGGCGACACUCUAUAUGAGCUUUACAACAAGCAUCCCGAGUACUCAUACACGGCUUUGGUUCGCACACCCGAGAAGGGCAAGUCUGUCACAGACAAGUUCCCCAAGGUCAAGACCGUACAAGGAGACAAUGAUAGCAGCGACUUGCUAAAGGAGGAAGCCUCCAAGGCAGAUAUUGUCAUCCACACCGCGGAUGCCUCUGACCAUGAGGGAGCCGCAAAGGCUAUUGCUGAGGGUCUUGCCUCUGGUCACAGCGCGUCAAAGCCAGGCUACUGGCUACACACCGGUGGAACUGGUAUCCUGACCUACUUCGAUUCAUCAGCGGACAAGCUUGGUGAACACACCGACAAAGUCUUCGACGAUCUGGAUGGUGUGGACGAGCUGAUCGAUCUUCCCAAAGAAGCCUUCCACAAGAACGUCGACGAGAUUGUCAUCAAUGCCGGCACAAACGCAUCUGGUGUGGUCAAGACGGCCAUCGUCUGCCCUCCCACUAUCUACGGUGAUGGUAGAGGACCCUCUCUUACUCGCGGCCGCCAGGUAUACGAACUCGCAAAGACUGUGCUGGAUAUCCAGGCCGCGCCUCUCAUUGGCGGCGGCAAGGCAAUGUGGAACAAUGUGCAUGUCCACGAUCUAGCUCGCGCCUUUGUCCUCCUGGUCGAGGAAGCAGCAAAGAACAACACUGACUCCAAGCUCUGGGGCAAGAACGGCUACUACUUUACCGAGAACGGCGAGCACGUCUGGGGAGACUUGAGCAAGGUUAUUGCCGAGAGUGCUAAGCAGCAGGGUCUGCUCAAGGAAGUCAAGUCGGAGCAGAUGGAUAUGGAGACUGCAAAGAAGACUGCUGGGUUCGAGGCCGUCAGCUGGGGCUGGAACUCCAGAGGCAAGGCUAGAAGGUUCAAGGAGGUGUUGGGCUGGAAGCCUCAGGAGAGGAGCAUUGAGGAUGAGGUGCCAACGAUCGUCAAGAACGAGCACGGGAGAAUGCAGCAGAAGAAGAAGUAA